This is a messenger RNA of Amblyraja radiata (thorny skate), 1495 nucleotides long. It is a transcript of the gene mgp, whose product is annotated as matrix Gla protein. Gene Ontology annotation, molecular function: calcium ion binding. Gene Ontology annotation, cellular component: extracellular region. The coding region runs from base 113 to 472 and encodes 119 amino acids. The record is from RefSeq and is a predicted model, not a curated record. NCBI's taxonomy places the organism in Eukaryota, Metazoa, Chordata, Chondrichthyes, Rajiformes, Rajidae. The transcript has 4 exons.
AAAUAAAAGCUCCUCUUAUAAGGAUGUCCAGAGCUGGGGUUGAGCUCAAAACACAGGAGAAGCUUUGGAGCAGCAGUGUGUGUGUGUGUGUACAGAUACAGGAACAUCCACAAUGAGAACUCUGAUACUACUCGGGCUAUGUGGCCUUGUUGCACUCUGUGCUGCAGACUCCUCAGAGUCCAACGAGAUUGACGAUGCCAUGUUCCUCAGGAGGAGAGAUGCCAAUUUCUUCAUGAGACCAGCAAGGCCAAGCAACCCGUGGGAGAGGAUGCGCAUCAAGUCACCGUAUGAGCUGAACAGGGAGCAGUGUGAGGAGUUCCGCCCCUGUGACAUGCUCGCCCGGCAGAUCGGACACCGACAAGCCUACGGCAGGUACUUCGGCAACGCCCAGCCACAGGCCAACGGCUACCGCCGGCAACGGUCCCACAGGCAGAGAGGCAGUCGCAGCCGGCAACACUACUACCGAUACUAGGCCCCGCACCUUCACACACGCUACACAGACGCUACACAGACGCACGCACUACAGUCACACACUACACACACAACACACAAUACACAAACUAGACACAACACACACACUAAACAGCCAGACACACACACACUACACACAGUUAGAUACACUUAAGGGCCUGUCCCACUAGGCCGUCUUUGCACCUCACGCAGAUGGCGCGCGAAGAUUUUGUACAUCACAAAAUCCUGGGACGCCGCGAGCAACCGCGCGCCACUGCUUAUGUCAUCACGGACCAUUCGCGCAUCACGUGCGUGUCACGAGUCGUGCAUCGUGACGCGUAAAUGAUGUCACGUAAAUUACGCGCCAAUGACGGCCAAGUGGGACAGGCCCUUUAGACACAACAUACAAACACACACACACACACACACAAGACACACACAGAGUACAGUCUCACACACAACACACACGCUAAUACACUCACACACUUCCAAGAUCCAAGAUGGCGUCCAACGCAGACGACUCUUAGCACGUUGGUCACAGACCUGGACGCAUUACAAUCGCUCCACCCUUUUAAAUCUCUACUCUGAUAUAUGUGCACACUGUGGGCGGCUCGAUCGGAAUCAUGUACCCCCUUUCCGCGGACUGGUUGGCACACGACAAGAAAGCUUUUCACUGUACCUCGGUAUACGUGACAAUAAACUAGACUCAAAUUCAAACACACACGUACACACACGUACACACACGUACACACAUGCGCACGCACGCCAAUAGGAGCCGCGGUUAGCAGGGGGCAACGUUAAAUGAAUACAGAAAGUGGAGUAAACGUCCAGCAGGUCAGGCAGCGUCCAUGGUGAGAGAUGUCCUGACAAUGGCAACCUCCCGGUGCCCACGGUGAGAGCUCCUCACCCUUCCUCUCAAGGUGGUUCAUGGUCUCCCCAGUCACAGCUCCACGGAGCACCUGCCCCAGGGUGUCCCAGAAUCACUGCCCCUGUCUGCCCUUCAUCGCAGACUCGAUGGGCCGAAGGGCCUGUUCCCCUCACAAAC